AUGGGUCGGAAGAAGAAGGAGGCCCAUGAAGGAAAGCAGACGCUGAAGCAAGCAAAGGCGGCUUUCAAGGCGCGUGGGUCGACCUUCGUCACAGACACCGAGAAGCGUCAACUUGAGCGUGGCGCCAUCCUGUUGCAACGUGCUGAGCGCAUCAAAGAGGCCGAGACACGACGGAAGGAAGUGCUGAAAAAGAAAGCCGUCCAAGACUCAAAAGCAUCAAAGGUCUGCCUGCUGGGCACUCAACGUGUCAAUGACAAGUUCGGCCACCAAAGGAGUCAGUUCCACUUGGGCGCCUUCUUGAAGCCUAAGCCCGCUGCUCCUGCUGUCGCUCCUGCGCCCUUGCCGACCGUACGAGAAGAGUCGCCAAUAGAGCCUUGGGAAGACGACGAUGUAGACGACGAUACCCUGCUUGACUUGGCUGGAGAGUCGCCCGUCACGACACUCAAAACACCAUCCGCUCAAGCACAAUCACAGCAGACGCCUAGUAAGACUCAUAGCGAUGUGAAGCACCAACUCGUAUCUCCUUCGACGACGGAUGAAUUUGGCAGCUGGGGAGACUUUCUUGAAGGUAGCUCCCAGCUAGCACGCGACCUUUCCAUACCUCAGAAGCCCACUCCAGCCACCACGCCUUCAUUCGACCGUACACCAUCAUUCACAUCCGCCGAUUUUGAUCUCUCGGCAGACGACCUUGAAGAGCUGGACUGGUCGGUCAACGAUCCGCCUCCUCAAAACACAAUUAUUGCGCCACAAGCCAACAAGAAUGAAGGACUGAGAUCCUGGCUCGAUCAAAAGAAAUUGAAAGGAGAGGCAGAGCACGACAAAGACCGAAAGCUGAUGCCACCUCCCAUGAUACCCGCCAAACGCCCUUUGCCUACGAGCACCUCCACCAGCUCUGCGGCACAAACAGCCGUGCCACCUGUAACCCACGGCAUCAGCCUGGCUGAUCUUGAGUGUCUGGCCAGCGAAGAGAUAGAAUUGAGUCAAUUUGGGUGA
This is a messenger RNA of Aureobasidium melanogenum CBS 110374, 993 nucleotides long. RefSeq lists its product as uncharacterized. The transcript has a single exon. The record is from RefSeq and is a predicted model, not a curated record. Lineage: Eukaryota; Fungi; Ascomycota; Dothideomycetes; Dothideales; Saccotheciaceae. The coding region runs from base 1 to 993 and encodes 330 amino acids.